This is a messenger RNA of Penicillium coprophilum, 600 nucleotides long. RefSeq lists its product as uncharacterized. Lineage: Eukaryota; Fungi; Ascomycota; Eurotiomycetes; Eurotiales; Aspergillaceae. The transcript is spliced from 4 exons. The annotation marks the transcript as partial. The record is from RefSeq and is a predicted model, not a curated record.
CUAGAGCUUUCGCCUAUUGUUUUCUACUUUCUGUACCCUUAUUAUCCCUCUAUAAGUCGAUCCUUUUUUACCGAUCAAGAGGUGCGACUAGCAACGGAGCGGCGUCUAAAAUAUAUUAGAACGGCCAAAGUCAAUAUUAGUCAGAUUCAAUUUGACCCUCCUUUACCCCGGGACUUAGAUUUAAAGAACUUAGAACGGCUCUGUGGUAUCUUCCGUAAGAACCGUUAUCGCCGCCUCGAUAUCGAUAAUUAUAUCCCUACGAUUAUAUCUCAAACCAACCUAGCGAAUAUAUUGCGGAAGGCAAAUAUUCCUAUAUUGUCUUCUAUUCUUAUAUUUUCUAUACUAACCAUCAACAAAGAUAUCGGCGAGGAACUAAGAGCCUCCUUAGUAGAGGAAUAUACAAAUCAGAAGAAGCCGACCGAUAGAGAGAUUUAUCGUAAGAUCAGACAAUAUAAGGGCGAAGAUAAUAAGGCUUUUCGGGAGCGGUGGUUUACAACAAAAGAAACCGCUGUCUCCGGCGUGCUUUCGAUCGAUUAUAUCUGGAAGUUCUGGUCUUCCUUGGUCGCGUCAAGUCGUCCUUCAAUAAAGAAGAUUGAUUAG